AUGGGUGACACACAGAAGAAGCUGCAGGAGCUUUCCGACGACUACCAGAAGAUUCAGGGAGAGCUUUCGUCCGCUAUCGAUGCGCGCCAGAAGCUAGAAUCGCAGCAGCAGGAGAACACGGGCGUCCAGAAGGAGUUCGCCAAACUCGACGAUGAUGCAAACAUAUACAAGCAAAUCGGCCCAGUACUCCUGAAACAAGACAAGACCGAAGCGGUGAUGGCUGUGGAUGGACGAUUAGAGUUCAUCGACAAGGAGAUCAAACGGUUCGAGAAGCAAAUCGUAGACAUUCAACAGCGAGCGGAGAAGCUGAAGGCGGAGAUAAUUCAUAUCCAGUCUCAGGCUCAACAAGCACAACAAACUGCCGCAGCCACAUGA
Molecule: messenger RNA, 375 nt
Organism: Mytilinidion resinicola
Lineage: Eukaryota; Fungi; Ascomycota; Dothideomycetes; Mytilinidiales; Mytilinidiaceae
Product: Prefoldin beta-like protein
Exons: 5
Coding region: 1-375 (124 amino acids)
Biological process (GO): chaperone-mediated protein complex assembly; protein folding
Cellular component (GO): cytoplasm; prefoldin complex
Molecular function (GO): protein-folding chaperone binding
Source: RefSeq, a predicted model, not a curated record